GGUAUCUACACAACGUGGAAUUUAUAGUAGAUGUUCAGCCACAGCAGGAGAACGAAGAUUAUCAGUGAUCACCACUUUAUGAAAGUGACGUGUGAAGUGAACAUCCAGACAGACAUAGAAGCAAGCUUACCAUGUUUCUGAACAGGAAUAAGAACUGCAAACCAAAGAAGAACGAGAAAAGACAGCUGCUAUGGAAGGUGGCCCAGCAGACCAUGCCGUCCCACUGCAGAGAGCUCGUCCCCCAGCUUGCCUGGCAGGAGGAAGCCCGUGUCAAGGAAGUCAGAAGGGGAGAAUCACUGGAGCCAAGAGAGGAUCCUUCAGAGCUGGAGUCCAAGCGCACUGCGUUCGAACAGGCCGUGUAUGACCUCACCCACUCUGAAAGAGUGAUUAAUGACCUGACUUUCGGCCGGCGCCUCAGUUUCUAUGAGCUCCGUGGAGAGAUCGGCAGUGGGAACUUCUCCCAGGUCAGGCUGGGCAUCCAUGUCCUCACCAAAGAGCGAGUUGCUGUCAAAAUCUUAGACAAGGUGCGUCUGGACCGGCACUCCCAGAGACUGUUCUCCUCUGAGAUCGCUUGCAUGGAAAAACUGUCCCAUCCCAACAUUGUGCGCUUGUACGAGGUGGUGGAGACCUUCAGAAGGCUGCACCUGGUGAUGGAGUAUGCCUCUGGAGGAGAGCUAUACUCCAGGAUCUCCAGCAGGGGGCGACUGUCUGGUGUAGAGAGCAAACUUGUGUUCUCUCAGAUUCUGUCUGCUGUCAGACACAUGCAUGACAACAACAUCAUCCACCGAGACCUGAAGGCUGAGAACGUGUUCUACACCACCAGCUACACCGUCAAAGUGGGUGACUUUGGCUUCAGCACCGAGUGCCAACCUGGCCAGAUCCUGACCACCUUCUGUGGCUCUCCACCUUAUGCAGCUCCUGAGCUCUUCAAAGACAAAGGUUACGUGGGGCCUUUUGUGGAUCUCUGGGCUCUGGGCGUGCUGCUCUACUUCAUGGUCACAGCCACGUUCCCCUUCAACGGGACCAGCCUGGGCAAACUUAAACUGUGUAUCCUUCAGGGUGCCUAUGCCAUUCCUUCAUACGUUCCUGACCCCUGCCAGAAUGUCAUCAGGGGCCUCCUGAGACAGGUGCCUACUGACCGCUCCUCGUUGAUCAAGGUCAUGUCCAGUAUCUGGCUGAAGGACAUCGAGUACCUGCAACCAUACUCUACUGCCUUGACCACCCCGGAGCACCUUGCAGACCCCUCACGGGUGCUCAGUGCAGACGAGCAGGCGGUCAAGGCAGCGCUGGAAGAGCUGGGCAUUACGGAGGACCACCUAAAGAACAAUGCACAGCUGGACUGCCGGAGCCCUUUAACAGGAGUGUACCGCAUUGUCCUGCACCGUGUCCAAAGGAGGAGCACAGUGGAGGCAGUGGGGUACACCGGCCUGUACCCCAAAGAUUUCCAGUCCAGCUGGCAACGCUGGUCCCACCCAACUACGGCCUUCAGGAAAAAAGACCACUCCGCAGUGUGUUCCAUCUUGUGA
Messenger RNA from Colossoma macropomum (tambaqui), 1526 nucleotides. Its product is annotated as serine/threonine-protein kinase NIM1. Gene Ontology annotation, molecular function: ATP binding; tau-protein kinase activity; protein serine/threonine kinase activity. The record is from RefSeq and is a predicted model, not a curated record. Lineage: Eukaryota; Metazoa; Chordata; Actinopteri; Characiformes; Serrasalmidae. Gene Ontology annotation, biological process: protein phosphorylation; microtubule cytoskeleton organization; intracellular signal transduction. Gene Ontology annotation, cellular component: cytoplasm. The transcript is spliced from 4 exons. Bases 132 to 1526 code for a protein of 464 amino acids.